This is a messenger RNA of Labrus mixtus (cuckoo wrasse), 3158 nucleotides long. It is a transcript of the gene cysltr1, whose product is annotated as cysteinyl leukotriene receptor 1. The record is from RefSeq and is a predicted model, not a curated record. Gene Ontology annotation, molecular function: leukotriene receptor activity. NCBI's taxonomy places the organism in Eukaryota, Metazoa, Chordata, Actinopteri, Labriformes, Labridae. Bases 184 to 1224 code for a protein of 346 amino acids. The transcript is spliced from 2 exons. Gene Ontology annotation, cellular component: plasma membrane. Gene Ontology annotation, biological process: G protein-coupled receptor signaling pathway.
UGAAGAGACAGCUACUUUCUGCAGAGUCCUCCUACAACUACUCCUGUGACAUGUGCGAGACGAGAGACAGAGGCAGAGUUGACACACUGUGAAGAAGAGCUGCUGUUCAGCACAUCUACCACGAGAGAAGAUCAACAGACAGGCUGCAGCAUACCACACAGGAAUUCAGCGGUGUGACCACAAAUGGCCCAAGUGAACGUGACAAACAGCUCGGGGAGCAAUUCUACAGACUGUCCAUCCAUUGAUGACUUCCGCAUCCAGGUGUACUCCACCGCCUACUCGCUCAUCACUGUGUUAGGCCUGGUGGGGAACGGCUUCGCUCUGGUGGUGCUGGUCAGAACCAAUCGCCAGAGCUCACCCUUCCAUGUCUACAUUCUGAACCUUGCGGUGUCCGAUCUACUGUGUGUCAUGACCCUGCCACUGCGAGUUAUCUACUAUGUGAACAAGGGCCAAUGGAACCAGGGGGAUUUCCUCUGUCGCAUCAGCUCCUAUACUCUCUAUGUAAACCUCUACUGCAGCAUUUACUUCAUGGCCGCUAUGUCCUUCACACGUUUCUUGGCCAUAGUCUUCCCUGUGCAGAACCUGCAGCUGGUGACAGAGAACCGUGUUCGCAUGGUGUGUGCGGGUAUCUGGUUAUUCAUCUGUCUUUCAUCUUCACCCUUUCUGAUGUCUGGCCAGUAUUUUGACCCCAUCACAAAUAAAACCAAGUGCUUUGAGCCUCCACAAGGUUCAGCUGUGGACAAACUAGUCAUAUUGAACAAUUUGUCUCUGGUGCUGGGCUUUUCCCUGCCCUUCCUGGUCAUUCUGAUUUGCUAUGCUGGCAUAGUCCGCACCCUGCUGUUCCGCACCCAAUCUUCCAGACAGCAGACACGCGGCGCAGGCACCAAAGCCAUCCGAAUGAUCGUCAUUGUCCUGUUGACCUUCCUGGUCUGCUUCAUGCCCUACCACGUGCAGCGCUCCAUCCACCUGAACUUUCUGUCUCGGACAGAAACCACCUGCUCAGAGCGGAUUGCCAUGCAGAAGUCUGUUGUGGUGACACUGUGCCUGGCUGCUGCCAAUUCAUGCUUUGAUCCACUGCUUUAUUUUUUCUCUGGAGAGGGUUUCCGCAGACGUUUGUCCUCCAUGCGCAAAUCUGUGAAGAGAAGCACCCUGCGCGGUACAGACAGGCUGAAGACCACCACGGACUCUGAGCCUAGAGAAACCCACCAGCUGACAGCCAGUUGAUUUACAAUAUGAGAGCUUUCAGAAUGGCUUGUAGCCUCGGUAAAAAAGAGGAAGGAUGUUGGGAGAAGAAGUUAAAGAUUGAAGUCAAAAAGAGAGGUUGGUUUACAUUAGAAUUUAAGAGGAAGUUGCAAGUCUCAGAAAAAAAGCAUUCUUGCUUAUAUAAUGUUGUAAUGUACAUUGUUUUCUGCAUUGUCUUUUAAAAAUGUUGAAUCCUCUAUUCCACGACCUGCAUGUAAAUGUUGAACAAAAAGUAAUUAUUGUGUUAAUGACAUGUUAUAGCAUCUUUGUGGCAUUAUGAAUAUUGUUCCAUACUGUUGAAUGUAUUUUUAUCAGAAGUUAUUACCAUUCUCUUGUGCUUGACAUAAACACUUUUUCUUAAUUUGGUUUAUCAUUACCCGUAUUUUUGACACUUGAUAUCUUGUUUCACGUCAUUUUUAAAUGAAUGAUUGGAAACAUGUGUUACAAUCAAACCUGUCAAAGGCACGUUUAUGGAUUUCCUGCACUGCAAGGAGUUACAAAACAUCACACAUUUUGGUAUUCAGAAGUGGAUUUAAUAAAACAUCUGAACAUUUUAAAAAGUCUGAUACCACUCUGAGAUCUCUGAAGUUAAUAUAAAAUUCAGCCUGCUGGGUAGUAGUAGUUCAGCCCCAAGCUUCUGAACAAAGGGAAAGUAAUAUCCUUUUUAAUGGAACAAGAGUUGCAUUCAGCACUGUUGUGAAACACGUCUUUGUGUAUAGCUUGUUGAAUCAUGUGUGGGCAGAUUCACUUUUAUUCCAGUCUUUAUGCUACAGUAAGAUUGUCCCUCCUAUCUCCUUUCACUAUCCACUUUACCUUAACCCCGGAAGCAUUUAAGUGGCGGCCAUGAUAAGAGUCGUUCGAAUUCUCUAAAAGUUAAGGAAAGGUGGGUCAAUGCUUCCUUUAUAACCUCCUUUAGCAUAGGAUACACCGGACCAUCCUUUACGAAAGGAGAUGAGAUAUGCCGCCCCACAAUUCUUUGCGGCCGCAACAUUUAAAGCAAGUCGCGCAUCCGACUGUUCACGGAAAUGAACGAUGAUCGUAAAGUGAUACAGAUGAUGUUUUAUUCAACAUAUUUAAUUCACUUAAGAAUGUUUUGUGCAGUUGUACAUUUGUAUGCUUCAAACAUUAUGUGUAGGUUAUAUCUUACAUAAAUGUAACAAUUCAUUUCAUACAAUCAUAUUUAUUCUGAUGUUGAUUUCUGAGUGGACAGGAAGGUGAUGGUUUCACUUUUCUUACUUGUAGCCUGGUAGUCUAUAUUGCUUUUAUUUCAAUCCCAACCUUGUGAUAAUUAGGAUUAUUUCACUGGUAAGAAGGCACAGGGGAAAGUUUUUUAGAUGCGUUUUUUGUAGUCCAUUUUCUGAACAUUGUAGUUUCAACACGGCAGACCCACGUCAUUAACCUCCGCCGGCCCGUCACAGUUAAUGACGUGGCCUAGUGGAAAUGUGGUCGGAUUGUAAGAGCAACGAGAUCGCCUUUCCCUAAAUCCUUUAUGAAUUCUCCUAACAUCUUUCCUUAACCUCAUGACGUUUGCCCGGGGUUAAGGUAAAGUGGAUAGUGAAAGGAGAUAGGAGGGACAAUUCGAACGCACCCUAAGUUUCAUAUCGAAUGCACUGAUGUUAAAGCAAGUAUCAUUUUUAAAUGGAACAAGAGUUGCAUUCAGCACUGUUGUGAAACACGUCUUUGUAUAUAACUUGUUGAAUCAUGUGUGGAUUCACUUUCUUUCCAGUCUUUAUGCUACAGUAACAGGAUGGAGUUUCAUAUCAAGUGCACUGAUGUUAAAGCAAGUAUCAUUUUUCUUAUGUGCAAGAAAGAUAAAUAUUCCUGUGGAAAGAUCCUGCUGUUCAUGUAUUCUUUCAAACUCUGUUAUGUUGUGUUUGAUAAGUGAGUCAAUAAAUCUUUAAAAAAGUGUUAGUCCA